AUGGAGGCGAUCGUGUACGAUCUCGUUAAGCCCGAUGAGCUCGAGGCGGCACACAAGCUCGAGGUGGAUGGUUUCCCGGAGGACGAGGCGGGUAGCCUCGAAGCUUUCAGAUUCCGCCAAUCCCAAGCCCCCUCCCUAUUCCUGGGUGCAUACCUCCCCACCACCACCCCACGCACGCUCGUCGGCUACGUCUGUGCGACACGCGCCGCGGGCCCGACGCUCACCCACGACUCCAUGUCCACGCAUGACCCCACGGGCCCCACCGUCUGCAUCCACUCCGUCUGCGUCGCGCGCUCGCACCACCGCCGCGGCGUCGGCGUCCCCCUCGUCCGCGCGUACCUCGCCCACCUCGCCGCCGCGCGCACCUGCGCCCGCGCGGUGCUCAUCACGCACCCCGAGCUCGUGCCCUUCUACACGGCCGCCGGCUUCGCGGACCGCGGGCCCAGCGCCGUCGUCCACGGCCCGCGCCCGUGGGUCGAGAUGUGCGCCGAGUUCAGCGAGUUCGAGACCGUGCCCCCCGCCGUCGUUCCCGACGACUCCGCCGAGCAGGCCGUUGCAACGCAGCUGCCCCCGGGGGUCAGCCAGACGGACGUGCUUGCGGCGCUGCAACGCGCCUCGGCGUCCGCACGCACGCAGCCCACCGCGCGCCUGCUGCCCUCGUUCCCCGGUGGCGUCGCGGACGUGCGCGCGGCGGACGGCGCGAACGCGCACGAUCUCGUCUGCCCGCGCGCCGGCUGCGGGAGCGUCAUCCUCAAGACGGGGGCCGCAGAGCACGCCGCGUCGGCGAGCGUGCGCGUCGAGCCCGAGGGCGCGGGGCUGACGCGGCCGGAGUGCUUGGGCGCGCUGCCCGCGCCGCCGGCGCAGGCAGAGUGGUGGCUCGUGCGCGGGAGCGCGAUGGCGUUCGAGAACAUCGGCUUCUCGCGCCCGGUGCAGGGUCUGAGCGCGCCGGGAGGAGGAAGGAUGAAACUGCUGGCUUGUGCCGAGUGCGACCUUGGUCCAUUGGGGUGGUGCGAAGAGGGAGGGAGAGAGUUUUGGUUGGCGUGCAAUAGGGUCGGGUAUCGCGUUUAG
Messenger RNA from Epithele typhae, 1068 nucleotides. Its product is annotated as acyl-CoA N-acyltransferase. The record is from RefSeq and is a predicted model, not a curated record. Gene Ontology annotation, cellular component: cytoplasm. The transcript has 4 exons. The coding region runs from base 1 to 1068 and encodes 355 amino acids. Gene Ontology annotation, molecular function: guanyl-nucleotide exchange factor activity; aralkylamine N-acetyltransferase activity. Lineage: Eukaryota; Fungi; Basidiomycota; Agaricomycetes; Polyporales; Epitheliaceae. Gene Ontology annotation, biological process: small GTPase-mediated signal transduction.